GCUCUGUCUGCACGGAUUCUCGCUUCUUACUCCAGGAGACUCCAGAGGGAGUGGGCGGGCGCUUGUGUGUGUGUGGGAGGGUAUUGUGUUAAGCGUCUGGACGGGUUUGGUGGAUUCGCAAUCGUGAGAAGGAGGGGUCGCAUUUUGUAAGUGUGUCUGUAAGAGAGCGAGAGGGAUGUACGGUGUGCGCUUGUGGAGGGAGAGGAGAGCUGAGAUUGAUCGCAGCGAGAGUGACUGCAUGGGAGGCGGAUUGGUGAACCCAGCCGAGCGCUUUGUGGUGAGGCUAGCAGGGAUCUGAGCAUACUCCUGCUUCCUAUUUUGGUCAGCUGCCCCCACCCCCCAUCGCUGCCGUUUUCGCUGGUUGAGCGCUGCCUCCUUAACUGCGGAGUCACAAGGGAGAGGAGAGGCCCGACUUCCCGGUACUGCCGCAUCUCCUCCGCAGCUGUGAGCCUCUCGUGGAGUACUUGAGCCCGCACUUCGACCUGGAUGGAUGGGUAUGGGGAAAGCAGGAUUUUAUUACCACGGGGCUAAGCGCCUCUGCUACCCUCCUCCUCGCCUCGCACUUCUGCUGCUCGUUGCUGUCUCCUUCUGUUUUAGAAAAGGUGGGUGCCAGGUACAGGCCACACAAUGCCGAAUCCAGAAGUGCACAACGGACUUUGUCUCUCUGACGUCCCAUCUUAACACAGCUCUGGAUGUUUUUGACACAGAGUUUUGCAAAGCACUGCGCUCCUAUUCUGGUUGCACACACCGAACUGCCAAGGCCUGUCGUGGAAACCUGGUGUUUCACUCGGCUGUUCUAGGCAUCAGUGAUCUCAUGAGCCAGCGCAACUGCUCCAAGGAUGGGCCUACUUCUUCUACCCAGACAGAAGUCAUCCACGAGCCCUGCAGUUAUCACAGUCGCCAUCAAGGGAUGGGUAAAGACAUUCGAACUGGGAACCAGGACCAACCCACCUACCUCUUCUGUGGCCUGUUUGGGGACCCACACCUUAGGACUUUCAAGGACCAUUUUCAGACAUGUAAGGUGGAGGGAGCUUGGCCCCUGAUUGACAACAACUACUUGUCCGUUCAAGUCACGAAUGUACCGGUGGUGCCAGGUUCAAGUGCUACUGCAACAAACAAGAUAACUAUUAUCUUCAAACCUUACCAAGAUUGCACAGAUCAGAAGGUUUACCAGGCUGUGACAGAUGAUCUUCCUGCUGCUUUUGUUGAUGGCACAACAAGUGGAGGAGAAGGCGAUACCAAGAGUCUGCUAAUUCUGGAAAAGGCCGCUGGGCGGCAUGUAGAAAUUUUUGCUAGCUAUAUUGGAGCUACCAUCUUCGUGAGGCAGGUGGGACGCUAUCUUACUUUGGCGGUCCGCAUGCCUGAGGAACUAGCUAUUGCUUACGACGAAACCCAGGACUUGCAACUGUGCAUGAAUGGUUGUCCUACUUUGGAACGCAUUGAUGAAGGUGGGAUCAUCCCUCUUCCUGUCUUGAGCCUGCAUCAACCAGUUCAUCAGCACCAACAUCAACAGCAUCAGCAUCACCGCCAUCAACACAGUGGGCCUCAUCAAUCCCACAAUGUGUUUACUUUGGAAAGCGCUACGGCAAAAUGCCAUGACAAAUUGGAAGUGAAGGACAUUUAUUUCCACUCCUGUGUGUUUGACCUUCUCACCACUGGCGAUGCCAAUUUCACCUCUGCGGCAUUUAGUGCCCUGCAGGACUUGGAGGCACUGCACCCUCAGAAAGAACGCUGGCAUAUAUUCCCUAGUAAAGGGAAUGGUGGACCAUACUUCUUCCAUUGUUCUUUGCUAACUUUAGGACUUUUCUUUGUUGUACUUGUGGUUUUGUAGGAUUUUUGUCAUUAACAGAAAAAGUAAAUAUAUAUUGCCCUAAUAUAUUGAAGAAAUGUUAAAAUGAACAAAAAAAUUAUAUAUAUGUAUAUACCGUGUAUAUGAAGGGUUGUCCAAUACUGAAAAAAAAAUUGGAGGAAAGAACCUAAAAAACAAAAUCUUCUGAUUGGUUGUGUACAUAUUGUCAUAAUUUGUGUAUUUUUUUUCAGGUACAUUGGAUAUAGUAUUAUUCAAUUUUUUUAUUGUAUUUUUUAAAUGUCCCUGAAUUAGGGCUUUGAUAAAAGAAAGCACUUUAUUUUUAUUUUUGCUUUAUUUUGCAGUAUUGCAAAUUUUUCAGACUAGGAUUACUGAGUUGUGUGUGUCAGUAGCUAGGAGGUUAAAGAAAUGAAUAUUCAAGUGUUUGCUGGGCAGGGGGGUGUGAGCACUUACUUAUAUGGGAGGGUGGGCAGACGGGCAGUGGUGAGGUCUUUACAAAGAACGUUAGUAGUCCCACAAACUUACUGAUCAGACAUCCGCUGAGCGGUGAGGGGGACAUAUUGGGGACAUACGUGUGGUGUGAUUCAGAGCUCUCUGACCACAGUUUUGAAGCAGAGGGUCGUUCUGUCACACUUAACAAGCACAAAAAAAAUGAACCCAAAAUUACAAUGUAAAACCCACAAGAACAAAGAAAAACCGAAAACUCUAGCCUUGAAAGAUGUUAGUGAAAUAAGAAAUAGUUAACACAGGAAGAGGUUUUUCUCCAAAGGUCCAAGUGUGACAAAUUAUA
Messenger RNA from Erpetoichthys calabaricus (reedfish), 2597 nucleotides. It is a transcript of the gene rgmb, whose product is annotated as repulsive guidance molecule BMP co-receptor b. Gene Ontology annotation, molecular function: coreceptor activity. Gene Ontology annotation, biological process: BMP signaling pathway. The record is from RefSeq and is a predicted model, not a curated record. NCBI's taxonomy places the organism in Eukaryota, Metazoa, Chordata, Cladistia, Polypteriformes, Polypteridae. Gene Ontology annotation, cellular component: plasma membrane. Bases 491 to 1831 code for a protein of 446 amino acids. The transcript is spliced from 3 exons.